AUGGUCAGCCGGGAGCCCGUGCCCGGCCCGGCCGCGGGCAGCGAGGGCAGCCAGGAGAAAGCCAUGACGGUGCGCUCGGUACUGCUCAACCGCGACUCGCCCGACAUCGAGACCCGCCUCAAGCGCCGGCGCAACCGCACGCAGCAGGUCCGCUUUAAGGACCUGGUGGAGGGCGGCGUGGGGCGGGCGGCCAGCCCCUCCCCGGUCCCCAACACCCCCCGUGCCUCGCCGCCCCCCAGGGACGCCCCUGAGCCGGCGGCUCUUCGUGCCUCCCGCCGCAGCUGGCCCCAGGCGCAGCCGGGCUCGCUGACGCUGCCCAUGCCCCGCAGGGCGUGCAUGAGCACCGCCAUCCAGACCUCCCCCAGCCUCCAGAAGCCCUUCCCGGCCUCCCAGCCCCGCAGCAAGAGCGUCUGCGAUGUGACCGGGGACACGGUACUGCCCGCUGCUGCCACCGCCGGGAGUGCCCGGUGCCCAGGUGCCAGCCGGGCUGUGCCCCCGCGAGCGUCCAGCAGCCUCCCUACGCGCGAUCAUGCCACAGUCCUCACCCACCAUGCCACAGUGUGUCGUGGCCCACCACCACCACCCAGGGAUCCCUGUCCCCCCUAUCCGGGUACGGCUGGAUGCCCUGCUGCCCGGUCCACUUCCGCGGUGCAGAGCUGUGCCCCCGAGCCCUGCCCGCCACUCCCAGCCUGCACUCAGCUCCGUGGCAACCGUGGAGGCAGCCGCGGGACAGCCCCUCGCCCGGCCUCCGUGCCCUGCAGUCAGCCCUGGCCAUCCACUGAGCCGCGGGGGCUCGGCCGGAGCGACUCGGAGCGGAGCUUACUCCGUGGGCACCCACCAGCCCAGCCCUCACUACGCUGCCAGCAGAGCACCCCUGCCACGGACACCCACGGCCUCUGCCAGCCAGCUCAGGGCAACCCCCUGCGGGACCCCCCGCCACCCCAGCACCAGCUCUGCCACACGCCAUGGGGGGGGCCCUGCUGCACCUCACCAAACCCUGUCCUGCCCAUGCCAAACUGGCAUGGCCCUGCCACCUCAGCACCAGAGAAGUCACCAGCUGCACUCAGCCGUCCAGACCCCCACGGCAUUUGCAGCCGGCUACACACCACCGAGCCGGGGCACAACCGGGCAGGACCAGAUGGGCCCAGGGAGCUGCUGCACCCAACCCCACAGGGCCCCAGCAUGGGCAUGCAGCCAGCUGGGCAGGCACUGGAGGUCCCUCAACACGGGCAGACCUGCCUCACUGCUGAACAGUCAGAGACACUGCGCCACGUCCAGGACUUUUUGCAGCUGGUGGUGGUGACUAAGGGGCCGGUGGGACCACCAGCAGGGGACGAGGACACCCGGACAUCUCAGGGAGAGGGCCCACGGGGGUCUGGGGAGCAGGGGGACCUGCAAUCCCAGCUGCAGUCCCUGGAAGGGGUGCUGGAGACCAGCCAACAAACCAUCCGGGUGCUGCUGGACGUCAUCCAGGACCUGGAGAAGAAGGAGGCCCAGCGGGACGGGAGACACUCGUACCGGACUGGGCAAGACAUCGCCAACUGCGGGACCUGCCGGGACUGUGCCUGCAUCAUCUACAGCGUGGAGCACGACUUCCGGCAGCAGGAGGGACGCUUCCAGCAGGUGCUGAGCCAUAUCGAGGGCGAGACGACCACAGGCUCCCCAGCAGCGGUGGCAGUGGCAGUGCCAGGAGCCACCUCGUCACCCAGGCAGGAGCCAUCGCCGGUGGCGAAGCUGCCAGCAAAGCUGGACGCCAAGAAAUCCAGACGCAAAUGCUUCUGGUUCCUGUGA
Messenger RNA from Indicator indicator, 1791 nucleotides. RefSeq names its product INSYN2B protein-like. The transcript is spliced from 3 exons. Gene Ontology annotation, cellular component: postsynaptic density. Gene Ontology annotation, biological process: inhibitory postsynaptic potential. The record is from RefSeq and is a predicted model, not a curated record. NCBI's taxonomy places the organism in Eukaryota, Metazoa, Chordata, Aves, Piciformes, Indicatoridae. Bases 1 to 1791 code for a protein of 596 amino acids.